Molecule: messenger RNA, 5027 nt
Organism: Poecile atricapillus (Black-capped chickadee)
Lineage: Eukaryota; Metazoa; Chordata; Aves; Passeriformes; Paridae
Gene: ABLIM1
Product: actin binding LIM protein 1
Exons: 21
Coding region: 137-2080 (647 amino acids)
Biological process (GO): cytoskeleton organization; cilium assembly; lamellipodium assembly
Cellular component (GO): actin cytoskeleton; stress fiber
Molecular function (GO): actin filament binding
Source: RefSeq, a predicted model, not a curated record
GUUCAGCCCAGGAAAUAGUAGGAGUGCAGCCACAGAGCCACCUCUGAAGGCUCUCACUUGUUCCUCCAGCUUGCCAUCUGGUCUCUGCGAGGCUGUAGCUUUUGAGGUGCAGGAACAAUACUGCCUGAGAGCACAAAUGGAACUAGAAAUACAUCAGAGCUCCGCAAACGGCAAAGUGGCCCAUCCUCAGGAGCCCCACCACCCCUCUGAAAAGCCAGUCAUCCACUGCCACAAAUGUGGGGAGCCUUGUAAAGGUGAAGUGCUCCGUGUUCAAGCCAGACACUUCCACAUCAAAUGCUUCACCUGCAAAGUGUGUGGCUGUGACCUGGCACAAGGAGGCUUUUUCAUUAAGAAUGGAGAAUAUCUCUGCACCUUGGACUACCAGCGCAUGUACGGCACCCGCUGCAAUGGCUGUGGGGAGUUCGUGGAAGGCGAAGUAGUGACAGCUCUGGGAAAAACUUACCAUCCCAGCUGCUUUGCCUGUACUCUCUGCAAGCGUCCAUUUCCACCAGGAGAUCGCGUUACCUUUAAUGGAAGGGACUGUCUGUGUCAGAUGUGUGCUCAGCCGAUGUCCUCCAGCCCAAGAGAACUGUCUGCCUCAAGCAAUUGUGCUGGCUGUGGAAGAGACAUCAAAAAUGGACAGGCACUGCUAGCCCUGGAUAAGCAGUGGCACCUGGGGUGCUUUAAGUGCAAGGCCUGUGGGAAGGUCCUAACUGGGGAAUACAUCAGCAAAGAUGGUGCUCCUUACUGUGAGAAGGACUACCAAGUUCUUUUUGGAGUCAAGUGUGAAGCAUGUCACCAGUUCAUUACUGGGAAAGUCCUAGAGGCAGGUGACAAGCAUUAUCAUCCCAGCUGUGCACGAUGCAGCAGAUGCAACCAAAUGUUCACAGAAGGAGAAGAAAUGUAUCUGCAAGGUUCCACUGUCUGGCAUCCCGACUGUAAGCAAUCCACUAAGACUGAAGAGAAGCUCCGGCAUUCCUCAUCUGAGUUCUUUUAUCCAAAGAGUCUGGUUCUGCGCAGGCCACGCUCUGCAGAGCCUACAAGAACAUCAUCAGAGAGCAUUUAUUCCAGACCAGGUUCCAGUAUACCUGGCUCUCCAGGCCACACUAUCUAUGCAAAAGUAGACAAUGAAAUCCUUGAUUACAAGGAUUUAGCAGCCAUUCCCAAAGUCAAGGCCAUUUAUGACAUUGAACGUCCAGACCUAAUUACUUAUGAGCCAUUCUACACCUCCGCCUACGAGGACAGACAGGAGAGACAGAGUCUUGGAGAGUCUCCAAGGACAUUAUCACCUACCCCUUCUGCAGAAGGCUACCAGGACGUUCGGGACCGCAUGAUUCACAGGUCUACCAGCCAGGGUUCCAUCAACUCUCCCGUCUACAGUCGGCACAGCUACACCCCCACCAUGUCACGUUCCCCCCAGCAUUUCCACAGACCUGGCAAUGAGCCGUCCAGCGGUCGGAACUCCCCUGUCCCCUAUCGGCCUGACAGUCGCCCUCUCACUCCAACUUACGCUCAGGCCCCUAAACAUUUCCAUGUUCCAGAUCAAGGUGUCAACAUUUACAGGAAACCGCCCAUCUACAAACAACACGCUGCCUUGGCAGCACAGAGCAAGUCCUCCGAGGAUAUCAUCAAGUCCUCCAAGUUCCCAGCAGCUCAUGCACCAGCACCCAACGAGAUACCAAAGAUUGAGACUGACCACUGGCCAGGCCCUCCCUCCCUGGCUGCCAUAGGAGCUGACAUGAGACGCAGAUCAAGUGGAAGGGAGGAAGAUGAUGAGGAGCUGCAGAGACGCCGGCAGCUGCAGGAGGAGCAGCUCAUGAAGCUCAACUCUGGUCUGGGACAGUUAAUAUUGAAGGAAGAGAUGGAAAAGGAGAGUCGCGGUAGGUCAGCCCUUUCUGCCAGUCGUUACGAUUCUCCAGCACAUGCUUCAGCCUCCAAAACUUCUUCUCUCCCUGGGUAUGGAAAAAAUGGACUUCAUAGGCCGGUCUCUACGGACUUUGGUCAGUACAACAGUUAUGGGGAUGUGAGUGGUGCUGUUAGAGAUUUCCAGGUAGAGUACGGGUUUUCAUCAGUCAACUGACAGCAGAACUUAAAGCAGCUACUUGUUCAACUCUGAAUUUCUGCCACAGGAAAGGGUUUCUUAAGACAAUAGCUUUGAUUUUCCUGCAUGUUUAAGCAUAAUCACCAAUGUAGAUCCUUAUCAACAAAAGACAGGCACAGCCUCGGAUUCCUCCUUGUUACCUCCCCAGAGCUGAGUUGAGACAGCUCACACCCGUUCUGUGACUUGCUCUGUAAAAUCCACUGUCUGUUCCUGUAUGAGUUAUCUGUAAUGGUCUUCUCUGGACAUGGAAGGGUGGAUUUAUUUCCAGCCUCUCUAGCACUGACCCCAGAGACACUUAGAAAGUCUCUUCCAGAGGAAAUUUUCUCUCAUACUAGGAGCUUUGAACUCCUCAUUUUCACCCUGGAAUUUGCUCUCCAGACAAGAUGGCUGAUCAGUAAUUUUUCUACAGUGCUGCCAUUGCAGAUGAGCCAGAAAGAAGUGUGCUUGCAAAUAGAAACCUUUAUACUUCAAUUACUGCCUUUAGGGUUUUUUUCAGAAUGGUUUGAGUCUGCCUGGCUCCUCAGCACAAUCACAAUAUGAAAUGGCAAUUUAAGAAAUUGUUUAAUUAGUUGGAUAAUUUUGUUAAUGGCAUACCAAAAUCAUGAUGAUUGGAAAGAGAAUAAGGUUAUGGAAGGGGAGCAGAGCUGUUCAUGUAUUCUCCAAAUGUUACUUCCUUAGAUUUAAUACCUGUGUCAAAACAGCACCUUUUUACCCUACCCCUGUUUGUGUUCAUAGUAAAAAUUUCCCAUUGUAGAGACAAAAAAAAAAAAAAAAAAAGAAAUCCCUCAGUUGUUACAGUAAAUUACAAGAAGGAAAGCCCAGAGGUGUAAGAGUGCUUUCUGUGCUGUUGGGUGGGAUCUGAAUUAACGCUAGGGAGGAACUAGGGAAGAACUUCACCUAGUCACUGGGGUGGGAGAGGGCCCACCACUCUUGGGGUGCCCAGGUCCCCCUGGAAAGCUGGAAAGUCAGCUCAGUGAGGGGCUGUCCCCAGCCUGAGCAGGGACAGGAGCUAUGGUGGCUGAGAGGACUGAAGAAUCCCUCUGCCUGCCUCAGAGGAGGAGUGAACAUUAGCCAUGGCAAUGAUUGAAAUAAUAAGACAAAUAAUUAAGACUUGAAGGAAGCCUCAGGGAAAAAACUGACCUUUGUCUUCACCACUACUUGAGUGCCUUUACCCUCUGUGUGUGUAACCUUUGUGUCUGAUGUGUACCUGUAUCCGAUGCAGUCCCUCCCGGAUGGUCAUGUCCCUGGAAUGAGAAUGGACAGAGGAGUAUCUAUGCCUAACAUGUUGGAGCCAAAGGCAAGUGCAGAUGUUAUUCACUUUCCUUCAAGACAUUGAAGGUUUUACUGUGAAAUGCAGAUAAAAUAUGGGAAAUGUCUUAGUUCCCUUGUUUUCCUUUACGUCACCUUAGUCCCUGCUCCUUACGUGCCAAACCUGUCCCUUUGUUCUGGACUUUGUUCUGCAGGUGUUAGUGCUCAGGCAGGCUGAGGGCAGCCCAGGUGUGAUUCCAGGGUUAAAGAAGCUUUUCUAGGGACAAAGUGAUGGCUAUGGAAGAUGCUCCAUAGCUGGCUCUCUGUCAGCUUUCACCAGUCAAAGCACCAGGCCAACCUCAAUGGGAAGGUCUCAGACCUGUCCAGUUCAAAAAAUGCUGCUGGAAUAUUGUGGCUCACAACACACCGGUGAGGCUGUCUUAAUUCCAAAGAUUUUGGAAAAUCUUUGAUUGGAAGUAAGAUGCCUACAUGUCUGUCUGGAUCUGUUCCUUUGCUCUCAGCACUGGUUACCUGAGACCUGUCCAUAGAGUUGAAUUCCCAGUACGAGAAACUCUUCAGGAGAUUUAUUGGAAAAAGAGGCAAUGUCUGCUAAUUUUAAUUUAAGACACAAAUUAAAAUACUUUUACAGCUAUAUCUUGAGAUGCCUGAGUCAAAAAUGAAUAUAAUAUAUAAAGGAAAUUCAACCAGGGCUGUGUUUUAAAUCUUAAAAUUUAUUGCUGGUGAACCUUCCAUGAAAUCAUGAUUUUGCCAAAGUUACAGGGAUCAGAAUUUCUGCAGUUAAGUGAGGAGCUCACUUUGCAAACCAGAUUGCUUCUUGUGCUUCCGAGUCACCUCCAGGCAAACUGUACAAGGCAAUAACCCUGGCUUUAUAAGCUGAGACCCCAGUGCACUGUGCAGUUACAAGUGGUUUAUAUAUCAUAUAAAUAAAAACAUGGGGACUCCUGAGAUAUUACUUUGUAUUCCAAAUAAUUUCUCUUUCAGUGCAAUAGAACUUCUUACAGUCACCACUGCUGUUGAUGUACCCAAUGAUUUGUGAUGCUAUUUUGGGUGACAAAUUCUGUCAGUAUUAUUAAUGACAAAAUUUAACUAUUAUUUAUUAAUGGCUAUUUUAAUUAUAAAAUUUAUGGGAAGUUUAUUGAGAUAAUAGAUCACUUUCUGUUUCUAUUUAUAAAGGUGAUGCCAAACUCUCAGGAUGUGUGAAUUAGCAGUUUUUCAUGUCAAUUUUCCAACAUUAACUUACACCUGCUAAAAUAAAAUAAGCCAAUUCAGAGUCAGCAUGAAGCAUAUGAAAAAUAAAAAUUAAUAAUCCUAAGAAUGAUCAGAUAUUAACAAAUGGUUCUCCAGAAAGGACAGAAUUUGUGCAUCUUACCAGCCCACAUUGAGACAUGCCUUGUUGUUAAUAUUUAAAUAUAAAAAUGUACUUAUGACCGUAGAUCUUGACUUAAACUCUGCCUGUUUAAAUAUGAAAAGUUACAUUUUAGUUUCCUAUAAUGCUGUUUAUGGUAGCCAUUUCCAGUAUCAAACAUAAAAAAUGUAAUUCCAAGUAUAGACCUAAUUGUACAAUUGUGACAAUGUCAGAAUCUCAUAAGAAUCAUAUCUUACAAUUGGUAUGUAAGCACACAUUAUUUAAAUUAUUACUUAAAAUAAAAUCAAUGGU